AUGUCCAAUCCAAGUAGACUUAUUGAUAUCAUCACCAAGGUGGCGUUACCUAUUGGUAUAGUUGCUAGCGGGAUUCAGUAUUCUAUGUACGACGUAAAGGGUGGUUCUCGUGGUGUUAUUUUUGAUAGGAUCAAUGGUGUGAAGCAACAGGUUGUGGGCGAAGGCACUCAUUUUUUGGUGCCUUGGCUACAGAAGGCGAUUAUAUACGAUGUGAGAACAAAACCAAAGAGUAUUGCCACCAACACUGGUACCAGAGAUUUGCAGAUGGUAUCAUUGACUCUGAGAGUUCUUCACAGGCCAGAAGUCUUACAGCUACCGGCAAUAUAUCAAAAUUUGGGUCUUGAUUAUGAUGAAAGAGUAUUACCAUCUAUUGGUAAUGAGGUUCUAAAGUCUAUAGUUGCACAAUUUGACGCAGCUGAAUUAAUUACCCAGAGAGAGAUUAUAUCUCAGAAGAUCAGAAAAGAGCUUUCUACAAGAGCCAACGAAUUCGGUAUUAAGUUGGAAGAUGUCUCAAUUACUCACAUGACGUUCGGUCCUGAAUUCACUAAAGCUGUCGAACAGAAGCAAAUAGCGCAGCAAGAUGCCGAAAGAGCAAAGUUUCUUGUCGAAAAAGCAGAGCAAGAAAGACAAGCUUCAGUUAUCAGAGCUGAAGGUGAAGCAGAAAGUGCUGAGUUCAUCUCAAAAGCCCUGGCUAAAGUUGGUGACGGUCUAUUACUGAUUAGAAGAUUAGAAGCUUCUAAGGACAUUGCCCAAACUUUGGCGAAUUCAUCCAAUGUUGUUUAUCUACCAAGCCAACACUCUGGCAAUGGCAACAGUGAAUCCUCAGGGUCACCAAAUUCCUUGCUUUUAAACAUUGGCCGUUAA
This is a messenger RNA of Saccharomyces mikatae IFO 1815, 864 nucleotides long. It is a transcript of the gene PHB1, whose product is annotated as prohibitin subunit PHB1. Gene Ontology annotation, cellular component: mitochondrion; membrane. The record is from RefSeq and is a predicted model, not a curated record. Bases 1 to 864 code for a protein of 287 amino acids. NCBI's taxonomy places the organism in Eukaryota, Fungi, Ascomycota, Saccharomycetes, Saccharomycetales, Saccharomycetaceae. Gene Ontology annotation, biological process: mitochondrion organization. The transcript has a single exon.